Bufo bufo (common toad) is the source of this 1680-nucleotide messenger RNA. Its product is annotated as pulmonary surfactant-associated protein D-like. The transcript has 10 exons. The record is from RefSeq and is a predicted model, not a curated record. The coding region runs from base 127 to 1656 and encodes 509 amino acids. Lineage: Eukaryota; Metazoa; Chordata; Amphibia; Anura; Bufonidae.
AAAUUUCCCACAAAAUUUUACGAUGGUAUGUUUUGUUUCCCAAUACCUGUCUUGAACUUAUAAAAGGGGUCUAGGCUACAGUGUGUAGUUUGUCUUUGCUAUAUUGCAAACAAGGCAUACCAGUAUAUGAUGUGUGAACUUAUCCAGAAGAAUAUGGGGUUCUGCAAAAAAGUCGUCAUUAUUAUGCUGACAUCCUUCCUCCUGGCAUCAUGUGAAGCUCCAGAAAAACCAGUUGUAUGCUCAGUUAUCCAAGGAUUUCAAGGUCUUAAUGGCAGAGAUGGUAGAGAUGGUCCUCCUGGUACCAAGGGUGAACCAGGUUUGAUUGGGCCAACAGGAAGCUCAGGUUUAAAAGGAAAUCCAGGAAUUCCAGGCAAAGCAGGCCCUCAAGGUCUGAAAGGCGAUCGGGGUGAUAAAGGGAUAAAUGGGACACCAGGUCCACAGGGUCUUAAAGGAGAAAAGGGUUCCCUGGGUCCCGCAGGUGCUGCUGGAGUUCCUGGUGCUAAAGGUGCUACUGGUACAGCUGGAGCCCCUGGGACUCCGGGCAUUAAUGGAGCCACUGGUGCCAAAGGAGACAAAGGUGACCUAGGUGCUCAAGGAAUUAAAGGAGAGAAGGGACUACCUGGUGCUACUGGGACACCAGGCAUUGCAGGUGCAAAGGGCUCUGUUGGUGCAACAGGAUCUCCAGGCAGCCAAGGUUUAAAUGGAAGCCCAGGUGCAAAGGGAAACAAUGGAAGUCCAGGUAUUCAAGGAGUAAAAGGAGACAGAGGCCUUCCAGGCCCUUCAGGUGCUGCUGGUUCUCCUGGUAUAGCAGGCGCUAAAGAAGCAACAGGAGCACCAGGUACUCCAGGAGCCAAAGGUGCAACUGGUGCUAAAGGAGACAAAGGAGAUUUAGGUGCUCAAGGAAUUAAAGGAGAGAAGGGACUACCUGGUGCUACUGGGACACCAGGCAUUGCAGGUGCAAAGGGCUCUGUUGGUGCAACAGGAUCUCCAGGCAGUCAAGGUUUAAAUGGAAGCCCAGGUGCAAAAGGAAACAAUGGAAGUCCAGGUAUUCAAGGAGUAAAAGGAGACAGAGGCCUUCCAGGCCCUUCAGGUGCUGCUGGUUCUCCUGGUAUAGCAGGCGCUAAAGGAGCAACAGGAGCACCAGGUACUCCAGGAGCCAAAGGUGCAACUGGUGCUAAAGGAGACAAAGGAGGUUUAGAUGCUACUCUUUCAACAAAAAUUUUAAACCUAGAAAACAAAGUAGCCAUUCUAGAAAAAAGUCUUCUUUCUCUCAAAAAAGUGAGCUAUUUCCAAAGUGGAGUUGUGACAUCUGGAAACAAACUAUAUGUGACAAAUGGAAUGGAAGCAAAUUACAAUGCAGCCAAAGCUCUUUGCCAAGGAGCCCAAGGAAUGAUAGCCACACCACUCAACAGUGCUGAAAAUGCUGCCAUACAGCAAAUUGUGAAGGCUAGAGGAAAAAGAACCUUUCUUGGCAUUAAUGAUGAAAAAGAAGAAAAUAAAUAUGUAUACUCUAAUGGCAACCAAAUUACUUAUAAGAACUGGCAUCCAAAUGAGCCUAAUGGUGGCCGAAAGGAAAACUGCGUAGAAUUAAUUGAACAAGGACAAUGGAUUGAUAGAUCUUGUGAACAUAGAAAUAUUAUUGUCUGUGAAUUCUAGGAAUGAAGCAUAAUUUCCUUUUUU